Molecule: messenger RNA, 2683 nt
Organism: Wasmannia auropunctata (little fire ant)
Lineage: Eukaryota; Metazoa; Arthropoda; Insecta; Hymenoptera; Formicidae
Gene: Gli
Product: neuroligin-4, X-linked
Exons: 12
Coding region: 3-2594 (863 amino acids)
Cellular component (GO): tricellular tight junction; cell surface; septate junction
Source: RefSeq, a predicted model, not a curated record
ACAUGGCCAACGCGCGUGGAGGACGCGCGUACGGCGUCGUCCGCUGUUGCGUCUCCUACCUGCUGCUCACGGCCGUCGUCGUCCUCGCCCAGGACAACGUACGGCCUGGCAGCCGUUACUACAAUCGCGACGGAGUGUACGUGCCGCAAGACGGCUACAAGACCUAUUAUCACAAUAGUAGACGGUACGGCUAUUAUCAGCCUGGCUACCUGGAUCCCAUCUACAGAGGACCUACGAGGGCACCCGAGGAUCGAUAUCGUUACGGAACCACAGAAAGGCUUCCACUGCCAGGAAUAUUAGCUGGUUGGCGCGAAGAUCUUCAAGGAAGAGAAAGACCAGAUUCUAAAAAUUUUAGAGAUAGAGACAUAGUUGUGAACACAAAAUAUGGCCAAGUUCAAGGAUUUAGAGUCCAACUGUAUGACGAUCCGUUUGCAAGGCACAAACCAUGGAAUAUAGCAGUGGAAAGAGUUACUAAAAUUGUUAAUGUGUUCUUGGGUAUUCCUUAUGCUAUGCCACCUACCAGAGAAGGUCGUUUCAAACCACCUAGACCUCACAGGGGGUGGACACUUUUACAAGCUGUUGAUUGGGGACCAGCUUGUCCUCAGCCUAGCGAAUAUACUGGUGCUACGAAAGGUGUGCGGGACGUUGAUGAAGAUUGUUUGUACCUAAACGUAUUUACACCUUAUAUCGGCUCUGGAUUAGCGAAUAAAUAUCCAGUGAUGUUUUACAUACACGGCGGUGAAUUUAGUCAUGGGGCGAGUAAUUUGUUCCCAGCUCAUAUACUAGCUGCCUUCUACGAUGUCGUAGUGGUAUCGAUCAACUAUCGCCUUGGAGCUCUUGGUUUUCUAAGUACUGCAGAUGAGAAUAGUCCUGGUAACUAUGGAAUUCUUGAUCAAGCUAUGGCACUGAAAUGGGUCUAUGACAAUAUACCUUUCUUUAACGGCGAUCCUGAUUCCAUAACGCUCUUUGGGCCAGGUGCUGGAGCAGCAAGUGCGGGAUUAUUAAUGAUUGCCCCGAGAACUCGGCAGAUGGUGUCAAAAGUGAUAGCGCAAUCGGGUUCAGCCUUAGCCGAUUGGGCGGUAAUAAUAGACAAGUACCGAGCACAAAAUACAUCCCGAGUCUAUGCAGAAAUGCUCGGUUGCAGUAUAGAGAGCAGUUGGAAAUUGGUACAAUGCUUGAGGGAUGGACGUAGUUUCCUUGAGUUAGGCAAUUCUGAAUUAAAACCACACGUCGGAAUGUUCCCAUGGGCACCUGUGUUGGAUCUCAAUUUUACGGUACCUCAAGAUGAUUGGUACGAGGAUUGGAGAGCGAUGGACUGGCGCUUUUUUACGGAAACGCCUGAAGAGAGUAUCAAAGCUCGCAGAUACAGGAAAGAUUUGUCUUACAUGGCUGGCGUAACGACUCAGGAAGCGGCAUUUAUUAUAAAAAAUAAUGUUACAUUACAAAGGAAUCAAUACGUAAUAACCCCUGAGGUAUUUGAUCAAAGGAUUUGGGAAUUAGUUCUUCAAUACAAUUACACCCUGAAUCCUCAAGGCAUUUUUGAGGCGAUAAAAUAUAUGUAUACGUAUUGGCCGGAUCCAUUAAAUGUCACGCAUAUACGUGAUCAGUAUAUAAAUCUCUUAUCAGACUUUCACUAUGUCGCACCAUAUGAUAAAAUAGCAAAAUUAUUGGUAGAGAGACACGUACCGACGUAUCUCUAUGUCUUAAAUACCUCGAUAGAAGCAAUCUACUCGCCACACUGGGCUAGGGUACCCCAUGAUACCGAACUUCUAUGGCUAACAGGAGCACCGUUCAUGGACGUUGAAUUCUUCCCGCAAAAAUGGAGAUUAAAUCGAGAUGUAUGGACCGAUAAUGAUCGUAACAUGAGCCACUUUUUCAUGAAAGCGUACUCCAAUUUUGCAAAAUACGGAAAUCCAACGCCUUCACAAAUCUUGGGAUUGCACUUUGAUCUCGCGCGUCAUGGACAGUUGCGAUACCUCAAUAUCAAUACGACAUUCAACAGCUCCAUUGAAAUAAAUUAUCGUCAAACCGAGAGCGCAUUCUGGUCCAUGUAUUUGCCAACUGUUAUCGGUUAUCUUGUCCCUACAUAUCCUCCCGUUACCGAAUAUUGGUGGGAACCUAAAGAGCCACUGCAAAUCGCGUUUUGGUCGAUGUCGACGGCGAGCCUGCUGCUACUUGUGCUUUCUGUGGUGUGUUGUAUGCUUUGGCGUAAUGCCAAAAGACAGUCCGAUCACUACUAUAGCGGAGACAUCCUGAUGGUACGAGACGAUGAGCACUCCGAGGGAAUCGAGAAUUUAACCCGCUCAUCUAAAGAAAAUAUAUACGAGUAUCGCGAUGUACCAGUAAAGGCUAGAAUACCGCGUCAAAAUGAGACAAGGUUACAAGAACGUUUAGCACAUAACAGAAAAUUCAGUUCUACACCCUCAUUACGUAGCAAUUCUAAUGUCUCGUUGAAAGAUAUGAGAUCAGAAGGUUUUGUCACGAGCUCGCCUAAUGGUCAGCCUAAAAUGGCAAAGACAAUGAGUCAAUCCGCACUGCCGAAAGCUAAAAGCAAGACACUUUUAGUACAGGGAGUACCACAAACAGCUGUUUAAUACUUAAGUUACCAUUAUACAAAAAAUUGACAAUCUUUUUAUAUUUAUUUUUUUAUACUUAGGUUUUUAAAUGCAUUAAUUGCUCUUAA